AUGCGUCUCGGUUUUGUGCUUCUCAUCUACAUCGUAGGGAUGAGCGCAGCAUCAGUUUCAAGCAUAAUACAAUAUGAUCCGAUUCAAACAGACUUCAAUAUCACAGGCACAAUCAAAUGCCACAAUGCCCCUCAGUGGUGCUACACCGUCCAAUUGCUGGAAUUAGAUUCGACCUUGAAUGAUGUAAUUGGUAGCGUGUCGGGUUGCGAAAUCACAAACCCUUCUCAGGAUUUCCUUUUGGAAGAUUGGCAACUUUUUGACGGAGUUUUUGAUAAAUGCGAAUGCACACUUGCAAAGUUUCGAACGAUAGGAUUAAUUGAUCAUAUUCAAUUUAGCUUGAAAAAUUCAGGAAUAAAUAGACGCAACGUCACAUUAAAUUGA
Molecule: messenger RNA, 381 nt
Organism: Caenorhabditis briggsae
Lineage: Eukaryota; Metazoa; Nematoda; Chromadorea; Rhabditida; Rhabditidae
Exons: 3
Coding region: 1-381 (126 amino acids)
Source: RefSeq, a predicted model, not a curated record